Messenger RNA from Callorhinchus milii (elephant shark), 5791 nucleotides. It is a transcript of the gene fam193a, whose product is annotated as family with sequence similarity 193 member A. Bases 145 to 4650 code for a protein of 1501 amino acids. The record is from RefSeq and is a predicted model, not a curated record. NCBI's taxonomy places the organism in Eukaryota, Metazoa, Chordata, Chondrichthyes, Chimaeriformes, Callorhinchidae. The transcript is spliced from 23 exons.
GCGCAGGGGCUGCCGGGAUAGGGUCCCGGAGUGGCCGCCAUAUUGGAAGCAGGUCCGGUCCUGUCAGUGAGAGGCGCCGAGCCGAGGUGUGCACUUCUGAUCGAGCUGAUCUACGACGAUCCGAGUGAAAGAAAGAGGGGAAACAUGAGUCCGGCCGACGCGAAGCGAGCCAAAAGGAGGAAAAAUAAGCGGGGCGGUGGCAAGACAGUGAGCCGUCAACAAAAACCCCUGACGCCUUCCUCCAGCCAUGGGAACAGCGGCGGCACCAACGGCACCUUGCACGGGGAGGUUUCCAUAAAUGGCACACAACUGGGAGAUGGAUCUGUGGGAUCAGAUUACACAGGAGUCCCUCAGACGCCCUUUACGUUUGGUCUGGGUCAGAGGGCACCAUACUCGACAGGAGAACGAUGCCUUCUGUGUCGAAGUGAACGCAAAGACUCUUCACUCUCAGAGAGUGGGAUUACUAACCCAAACAAAAUGGCACUUUCUACAUCUCCAAAAGCAAACAGUAUGUUGCAUCUUCCACUUUGGGUGUGUCCGGACUGCAGACGUACCGUUGAGAAGGAUGAUCGGCAGGCUUCUCUCGAGCAGUCUCUCGUGAACCAAGACUUCCUGUUGCAUAUGCCAUUGAGUAACAGUGGAGCACCGCAGGACUCGAUAGCGGGAAGGCUAGCCGUUGGAGCGCAAUCUGUACCUGUUUCAGAUGUCAACACUCCUGCACCUUCAGAAAUAGCUUGCAAUUGUGAGGCAUGCAAUGAGCGCAGAGAAAUAUCAGCAGAGAAUGAGCGUGAAUCUCAGCAACUUCAGCAUUAUUGGUCAGAGGUACGUUAUAUGGUUCGAUGUAUUUAUCGUCAAGCUGGAACACCUUUGGCUGAUGAUCAGGACCAAUCACUGGUGCCGGAUAAGGAGGGGAUGAAAGAAUUAGUCGAUAGGCUGUGUGAACGAGACCCCUACCAGCUCUAUCAACGAUUGGAACAGCAAGCUAGGGAAUAUGUUCUCGAAAUGAAGGUACGCUUGCUCAGGCAUCUGUCACUGGGAUCCAAAGUCACAUCUGUGGUGCAGGGACCGCCACAGGCUCAUCAAUUCAUCUCGCUCCUUUUGGAGGAAUACAGUGCACUCUGUCAAGCUGCUCGCACAAUCAGCACCUUCCUCGUCACACUGGAAAGUGAACAUUUGAAAAAAUUCCAGGUGACAUGGGAACUUCACAAUAAGCACCUGUUUGAAAACUUGGUCUUCUCAGAGCCACUUCUGCAGAGCAGUCUACCAGCACUGGUAGCACAGCUCAGGCUGGGUACAGCAUCUCACGAUGCAUACAGUGAGGACAUGUACAGUACUUUACUACAGCGGUACCUCCAGAUGGACCAGGAAAUGAACAGAGUGUCUGCAGAGUGGAUGGAAUGUCAGAAGCGAAUAGAUGAUUAUGUGGAUGAACAGAUGGCAAUGAAAACCAAACAGCGAAUGCUGAAGGAGGACUGGGAAUUCUUCAAACAGCGGCGAUUAUUGGAAGAACAGCUAACGAACAGCAAGAAAGCACUAACCGGAGAGAAUAAUUUCACUGAUACAAUGAGGCAUAUGCUGUCAUCACGCCUGAGUAUGCCUGAUUGUCCCAAUUGUAAUUACAGGCGAAGAUGUACCUGCGAUGACUGCAGCCUCUCUCAUAUACUCACUUGUGGUAUCAUGGACUCUCCCAUUCCUGAUGAUCUUUCUAUCAACACGUUACCAUUGCAAGUGGAAUCUGCUCCCGAUUACCUCUCAGAAAUACGUCCGCCUAGUAUGUCAUCUGCCAGCUCAGGAUCUGGCUCCAGCUCGCCCAUCACCAUUCAGCAGCACCCGCGACUCAUUCUCACUGACAGCAACUCCGCCCCCACCUUUGGAAGUGACGAUGAAGAUGUUGCACCAUUAUCAGCCAAUUUUGCUGACAUAUACCCACUGAACAGUUAUGACGAUGCUGAAGUUGUAGCCAACAUGAAUGGUAUCCAUGGUGAACUGAAUGGUGGAGGUGAAAACAUGGCACUAAAAGAUGAGUCUCCCCAGGUGAGCAGCACAAGUAGUAGUUCUUCAGAGGUUGAUGAUGGUGAUGAUGGGGAGAGCAGCGGUGAACCUCCUGUGUCACAUAAAGAGGAAACAACUGUAAAAAGAGCAGCAAGGAAAGAAGAAUCGAGGAGGGACAGUCCACCACCAUCGUAUCCCAGUCAGCAGGCUGACCAGGUUCAGAACAUUUGUGAAUGUCAUGUCUGCAAGCAAGAGGCUUCUGGUCUGAAUACAUCUGUACUCGCAGCUGGACGUCUUCCCAGUGGCCACCAGUUCUUACCCACAGAGAAGCCUUCCCAUCCUGCUCUUCAUCUUUAUCCCCAUAUCCACGGGCAUUUACCACUGCACACCAUCCCCCAUCUGCCUCGACCUCUCCUUCAUCCAACUCUGUAUGCAACAACCCCACCAUUCACACACAAGACUCUUCCUUCAGCUCCAGCUCCUAAUCACUCUAACAAGCAUCAGGUAUUCAACGCCUCCCUCCAGGAUCACAUCUAUCCAAGUUGUUUUGGCAGUACUUCUGACUGGAACAAUCCACUCCUUACAUCCCACAAGUUAGCCAGUCUUUGGGGAUCAGAACUAAUAAAUGGAGACAAACCAUGGAGUCCUGCUGCGUUCCUACCAGAAUCCUUGUCUGGUGAUGUGUUAGGGUCAGCACUCACUGAGAUUAGUCCAGAAGCUCUUCUUCCCACAAGCAGCACUGACACCGUUGUUGCAGAUACCAAGGAGAAAAAACCCGCUGCAAGGAAAAAAUGUCUAUACAAUCCUGGCUCCAUGGAAGCAAACAAAUUUAUCAUGGCCACUUCCUCAGCCACUUCCUCUGUCUCGUCUACAGCCACUACUGUGCAAUCCAGCUCCAAUCAGUUCAAGGUUUCAUCCAAAAGGCCUACAUCUCUGGGUGAAGUGUUCCAUAAUUUAGGUAAAGAGGACCACAGACAUCCCACACCGGUCGCACCUAGGAACAGCCCCACAGGUUUAACCUCUCUUCCAUCUCUCACGCCCACGCCAGUGUCCCCUGCCUCUGCACCUCACAUGCCUAAUCUUGUGACUGCACCCUUCCCAAAGACAGCUUCAACAGCCCCAGGUUUUGUAGAUCCCCAUUCUGGGCUGUGUCCAACCACAACAGCACCCCCUGCAGCUACUACAGAAAGCUCAGUCAGUGCCUCCGCCAGUGUCUGCAGUGACCCAGACUGUGAGGGACACCCGUGCGAGAGCAAUAACGUGUACGAUCAUCAGCCGUUUGAUGGAGAGGAAAGUCAGGAUGAAGAUAGCUGCUCAGAACACAGCUCUAGUACCUCAACAUCAACUAAUCAGAAAGAAGGAAAGUACUGUGACUGCUGCUACUGUGAAUUCUUUGGGCAUGGCGGGCCGCCAGCUGCACCAACAAGUAGAAAUUAUGCAGAAAUGCGGGAGAAACUGCGCUUGCGACUUACGAAGCGUAAAGAGGAGCAGCCAAAGAAAGCAGACCAGAUCCUUGAAAAGGAGCAAAUCGUAGAUCAUAGAAAAGUAGAAGAUCUAUUACAGUUUAUAAAUAGCACAGAAUCCAAACCAGUCAGCAGCUCAAGGGCAGCAAAACGAGCACGGCACAAGCAGCGAAAGCAGGAAGAGAAAGCUCGCCUUGAGGCCGAAGCCCGGGAAAGAGAGCAACUACAACUGCUGGAAGAGCAGAGGCAGAAAGAGGAGGAAGAGAGGCUAAAAAAGGAGCUGCAGCGGCUUCAGGAGCUGCAGCAAAUCAGAUCUGCUAAGAAAAAGAAAAAGGAGCGAACAAAAGAAUCACAAAAAAGUGAUGCAUUUCUACAGAAUCUGCAGUUGAAGGAAUCAGCCCCAGACAUGGUGGAUGUCGUUCAUAACAGCAAAUGCCAGCAGCUGGAAACUCUAGCAAAAUCUACUCAUCCCCCACCCACACAGGUGAACAACAAAGAAGAGCAAAGAGUCGUGCCAGAACCUCAUCCAACACAUCAACUGCCAGCAAAUGGGAGAGACCCCAGACACUCUCAGUCUCAAGCUCAAAGGGAGGCAAGGGCUAAGCAGCCUGAUAACAACCAUAGUGCAGACACCACAACAGUGUAUGAGGAGUUAAAUGGUAGGCAGAAGUUAAAACCGCAAGCAACCAAACUUAGUACUGAACGAAAGCCAACGGAGGGCUUCAGAUCCUGUGAAGUCCCCCUGAAGACCUCCACAAAGUGUCAGGCAGAAUUGGGAGCAUCCAAACCAAAGCUGCUUGAGUGCCAAAUGGUGACAGAGCAGAGAAAAGAAGAGAGAAGAGGAGUAAACGGCAAGAGACUGAACCAUGUGAGAGAAGACAAGGUACCUAUAGUGAUUGAAACUCCAAAUGAGCAACAGCAACAGCAAAUCCACAAAAACACUGCUGAAUCGCCUCAGCUCAAAGGAAAGAACAAGAAAAACAAGAAGAAGAAAAGUGACAAGCUCAACAAUUCAAUUGAUGACGUGUUCCUACCUAAAGACAUUGAUUUGGACAGUGUGGAGAUGGACGAAACUGAACGGGAAGUUGAAUACUUCAAGAGGUUCUGCUUAGACUCGGCCCGGCAAACCAGGCAGAGACUCUCCAUCAACUGGUCCAACUUCAGCUUGAAGAAAGCCACCUUUGCUGCUCACUGAUCAGACUGAAACGUUCCUGCAGGAACCUACUGUGACUCUGCUGAAACAUUUUCAAUCGGAUAUACUCUGCUGGGCUGAGAGCUAACCAGGUUGUUGAUCUGGACCUGCCUUGCCUUUUUUCCACUGCUGUGUGGUUCUGCACUGGCAUAGGUGCAGAGCACCUUGGCCCUGAUGUUCUUGCAGUUUGGAGAGCGAGUGGCUGGCUGUUAGCCACUUCCUUACCCGAUUUUGUUUGCUUGUGUGUUUGUAGUCUGUGAGUGGGACUUGUUUGACAGUAGCCAUAACCUGCUAGGGUUGGGUUGGAGCUCCAGCAACUUUUGUCUCUGACUCUUCUGCUCCUCAUGGCCCAGUGUUCUUCCCAACCUUUAACUUGGGUGAAGGUCAGUGUAUUCCCUCCUUGCAUCAUCAGCUGCAUCUUUUUAUUCACUUCUGCGUUCAGCACUGUACAUACAAUCCGACUACUGACAAGGGAAUGGACUUCGUCAUUUUUAUUCCUCCCACCCCCUCGCCUCCAGCAUUCCCCAACAAAAGGUUUGAUGAAGGAAAAGCUCAGGCUGGACUCGAUGAAAUCCAGUUGCCUCCAGACUCCUUCUCAAAUUCACUGUUUAAAGUGUACAAGUUACGCUAUAUUGUGUUUGAUUUCUGACUUGUAGCCAGCUUGUGUAAGAAUACCUGCAGAAUGAUUUCAAAAGAACAAUACUCACACUAUGGAUCUGUUAUAGAGUGUAUAACUGUAUUAACACUGAAGCCUAACUGGCUACUUUUUUAACAUAUUGUUAAGUAAUAUUAAAAAUCAUGUCUUUCUUUUUGAAAGAUGGAAUAUAGUAGUAUGGCAGAAAGAUAUCCGUCUGUUUUGCCUUUUUCUCUCUGGCCUGAACAUCCAUUCACAGCAAAUUUCAAUCUUUUUGCUUUGUGCUUUGUGUAUGUUCUUGUAAGGAUGACUUGGUGAACUUUUCAUAUCUGAAGAAAGACUUGAGUUCAACUGUUGAGUAUCACUGAUUCUAGUUUAAACCCAUCAAUAGUUAUUGCCUUUCAGUUAACUCCAGUUCAAAGGCUGGUCUAUGGACCAUGUCUGGAACCAAUAUAUAAAGAAGGAAAUCCUCGGUGAAUUAUUUUUAUAAUAAAUAAUCCUUUCAUUUGA